Rhinolophus ferrumequinum (greater horseshoe bat) is the source of this 1823-nucleotide messenger RNA. RefSeq names its product zinc finger DHHC-type palmitoyltransferase 3 (gene ZDHHC3). Gene Ontology annotation, molecular function: protein-cysteine S-palmitoyltransferase activity. The record is from RefSeq and is a predicted model, not a curated record. Gene Ontology annotation, biological process: protein targeting to membrane; peptidyl-L-cysteine S-palmitoylation. Gene Ontology annotation, cellular component: Golgi apparatus; endoplasmic reticulum. NCBI's taxonomy places the organism in Eukaryota, Metazoa, Chordata, Mammalia, Chiroptera, Rhinolophidae. The transcript is spliced from 8 exons. The coding region runs from base 266 to 1261 and encodes 331 amino acids.
UGCGUCAUCAGCCUGCGCGGCGGCCGCUCCUGCAGCCGCCGCUGCUGCCACUGCCGGGAGCUCCAUGGGCUUCUCCUGCGCGCUGCCGCGUGUCUGGCAGAGUCCAGGGAGCCGCGGGGCCUCGUGCCGGGGAGCCAUCGCUGCAGCCCGAAGCCGGGGCCCGGGUCGAGGACUGCAGGGGGAGGCCGCGGCGGGAGCCACGUUAGGGGCCUGGGACUGGGGAACUGCCUCCGACUUCACGAUGCCAGUAUGGACAGAAUAGCUUAUGAUGCUUGUGCCCACCCACCACUUCCGAGACAUUGAGCGGAAGCCGGAAUACCUCCAGCCGGAGCAGUGCAUCCCGCCUCCCGACCCUGGUCCUGUGGGAACCAUGUGGUUUAUCCGUGACGGCUGUGGCAUCGCUUGUGCCAUUGUCACCUGGUUUCUGGUCCUGUAUGCGGAGUUUGUGGUCCUCUUUGUCAUGCUGAUUCCAUCUCGAGACUACGUGUACAGCGUCAUCAACGGGAUUCUGUUCAACUUGCUGGCCUUCUUGGCCCUGGCCUCCCACUGCCGGGCCAUGCUGACGGACCCCGGGGCAGUGCCCAAAGGAAACGCCACUAAAGAAUUCAUCGAGAGUUUACAACUGAAGCCGGGACAGGUGGUGUACAAGUGCCCCAAGUGCUGCAGCAUCAAGCCCGACCGAGCCCACCACUGCAGUGUUUGUAAGCGGUGCAUUCGGAAGAUGGACCACCACUGUCCCUGGGUCAACAACUGCGUGGGCGAGAACAACCAGAAGUACUUCGUCCUGUUUACAAUGUACAUAGCUCUCAUUUCCUUGCACGCCCUCAUCAUGGUGGGAUUCCACUUCCUGCAUUGCUUUGAAGAAGACUGGACAAAUCUCCUGCAAGCCUUUGGAGUGACCAGGAAAGAACCAGCAGAGCCCCAAGUCUCUCAUCAGGAAAAAAAGCAGCCCCUUAAAGUCAGUUCCACAGAGUGCAGCUCCUUCUCGCCGCCCACCACGGUCAUCCUCCUCAUCCUGCUGUGCUUCGAGGGGCUGCUCUUCCUCAUCUUCACGUCGGUGAUGUUUGGGACCCAGGUGCACUCCAUCUGCACAGACGAGACGGGAAUAGAACAAUUGAAAAAGGAAGAGAGAAGAUGGGCUAAAAAAACAAAAUGGAUGAACAUGAAAGCCGUUUUUGGCCACCCCUUCUCUCUAGGCUGGGCCAGCCCCUUUGCCACGCCAGACCAAGGGAAGGCAGACCCGUCCCAAUACGUGGUCUGAAGGACCCCUGACCAGCACUGCCACCCAGACACAAACCACAUCACAGCACCACCGUCCGGCCCGUUCUCAUGAAUGUUUAAACCGAAAAGCAAAACAACUACUCUAAAACUUUUUUUUAUGUCUCGAGUAAAAUGGCUGAGCAUUGCAGAGAAAAAAAAAAUGCCCCCAUGUUUUAUUUUUAAAAGAUCAUCCUUUCUAUUUUUUGGUGACUGAAGCUGCUCUCCUUUUUUCCUUUUUAAAAUCACUUCUCUGGCCUCUGGUUUCCUCUCUGCUGUCUGUCUGGCAUGACUAACGUGGAGGGUGCUGUCUGCGGGCCGUGCCCACUUCUACUAACUGAGACGUGACGCUGGUGCUGGAUGGACCGGACCGGAUGCCUGGCAGGGAAAGCAUAGGGGGGCCUGCGACCCCCACUGUCCCGGAGGCAGUGACGGGUCCCACGGGACUGAAAACCUCAGCGAAGAUGGAUGCUUUCCCCUUGUGGCCUAGAGGGGCAGGAUCAGGGCUGGAGCUCCCAGCAGGGCCUCAUCCCCCAGGUGGACAGUUUGCCCCCUAAUCCACGAAA